AUGGCGAAGGAGCUCGAGAAGAAAGCGAAGGAAGCAUUCUUCGACGACGACUUCGCUCUCGCCGUUGAUCUCUACUCCGAAGCAAUACGAUUAGAUCCAAACGAUGCUCAUCUCUUCGCUGACAGAGCUCAAGCCCAUAUCAAGCUCAACGCUUUCACUGAAGCAGUUUCCGAUGCCAACAAAGCCAUCCAGUUAAACCCUUCCAUGUCCAAGGCCUAUCUUCGUAAAGGGACCGCUUGUAUGAAACUGGAAGAAUACCACACUGCCAAGGUAGCGCUACAAAACGGUACCGCUUUUGCGCAAGACGAUUUAAGAUUCUCCAAGUUGAUUCAAGAAUGUGAUCGCUGUAUUGCAGAGGAAUCAAAUGGUCUUACUAGCACCUUAUCGUCAAAUGUUUCCCACUUGAGCAAUAGAAAUGAUGGGGUGACUAAAGAAGCUGAAGCGGACAGUUUGGUACCCCAAAUCAAUGAAGUCACACUAAACAGACCAAAAUACAGACAUGAAUUCUACCAGAAGCCAGAAGAAGUGGUUGUGACAAUAUUUGCAAAAGGAGUAUCAUCAAAAGAUUUGGUUGUUGACUUCGGUGAACAAAUUCUUAGUGUUACUAUUGAUGUUCCUGGUCAAGAUGCCUAUCAUUUCCAAUCUCGAUUGUUUGGGAAGAUAAUACCCAACAACUGCAGAGUUGAGAUAUUGUCAACCAAAAUUGAAAUUCGUCUUGCAAAAGCUGAAGCUAUUAAUUGGACAUCUCUGGAAUAUAGCAAGGAUACGGUACCCCCCAAAAUAAACUUGCCUAUAGUUCAAUCUGAAAGGCCUGCAUACCCAUCAUCAAAACCAAGGACAAAAGAUUGGGAUAAGUUGGAAGCUCAAGUGAAAAAAGAGGAGAAAGAAGAAAAGCUUGAUGGUGAUGCUGCUUUGAAUAAAUUAUUCCGCGAUAUUUACCAAAAUGCAGAUGAGGACAUGAGGAGAGCAAUGAGCAAGUCUUUCUUGGAGUCAAAUGGAACAGUGCUAUCAACUGAUUGGAAAGAAGUGGGAUCAAAGAAGGUGGAAGGCAGUCCUCCAGAUGGUAUGGAGCUGAAAAAAUGGGAGUAUUGA
Molecule: messenger RNA, 1092 nt
Organism: Sphenostylis stenocarpa
Lineage: Eukaryota; Viridiplantae; Streptophyta; Magnoliopsida; Fabales; Fabaceae
Source: the annotation of a GenBank genome assembly